AAGCAGCGCACUCUAGCAAGUCUAUGCGAUUGUUUGGUAAAAUACGCUUCUAUAGACACAGUGCACGAUGUAGACAGAGUCUAGUUGUCCAUCUUCUGACCAGAUCAUUGUCUAAAACCGUACUUGUUCAAGUAUCAAAGAAUUCGAGAAAGAAGAAGAAGAAAAAGAAUUUGGUGAAAGAUGGAGAGGGAGCCGACACGAGUGAUGGUGGCUGUGAACGAAUCGACGAUCAAAGGGAAGCCUCACCCUUCGAUAAGCAGCAAAAGAGCUUUCGAAUGGACUCUGGAGAAGAUGGUCCGAUCCAACGCAUCCGAUUUCAAGAUUCUCUUGCUCCAUGUACAUGUGGUCGACGAAGACGGUUUUGAUGAGGUAGACAGCAUAUAUGCGUCUCCUGAUGAUUUCAAAGACAUGAGAGAGUCUAACAAGUCUAAAGGUCUUCACCUUCUCGAGUUUUUCGUUAACAAAUGUCACGAGUUUGGGGUUAGUUGCGAGGCUUGGAUCAAGAAAGGUGAUCCCAAGGAUGUGAUCUGCCAAGAAGUCAGCCGGGUCCGACCAGAUCUUCUUGUUUUGGGAAGCCGUGGUCUUGGCCGCUUCCAAAAGGUCUUUGUUGGGACGGUGAGUGGGUUCUGUGUGAAACAUGCUGAGUGUCCGGUCCUCACGAUCAAACGCAAUGCCGAUGAAACUCCCAGUGAUCUUGCUGAUGACUAAACCAACUACAUUAUAAACACGUUCCUUCCUUCCAAAAUGAUAAAUGAACUCUUCUUUGAUCUUAUUUCUUUUGUGUGUGAAAUAUCCAAAUCUUUGCCUUUACAUGAUUAAUAAUAUUGUGUGCAGUCUGCUACGUACGUUUUGGUUUGUAUCCAACAUAAUAUUUCACAUAAUUUCAUGUUAUCAGUC
This is a messenger RNA of Brassica napus (rape), 897 nucleotides long. Its product is annotated as universal stress protein A-like protein. Gene Ontology annotation, molecular function: AMP binding. The record is from RefSeq and is a predicted model, not a curated record. Lineage: Eukaryota; Viridiplantae; Streptophyta; Magnoliopsida; Brassicales; Brassicaceae. The coding region runs from base 181 to 708 and encodes 175 amino acids. The transcript is spliced from 3 exons.